Molecule: messenger RNA, 1260 nt
Organism: Diversispora eburnea
Lineage: Eukaryota; Fungi; Glomeromycota; Glomeromycetes; Diversisporales; Diversisporaceae
Source: the annotation of a GenBank genome assembly
AUGAAUGAAGAAAAUCGAUUAAUUAUUCUCUUGUAUGAUCAAGCAGCUGUUCAUUCACAUUUACAACCAAUGGAUGCAGGUAUAAUUUGUUCUUUUAAAGCACAGUAUCAAAAACUUGUAAAAUUUAAAAUAGAUCAAUUUAAUUUAACAUAUAACACAAAUGAAAUACCGGAAGAAAUUAAUAUUAAACAUGCUAUAGAUUGGAUUGCAGAAGCAUGGAAUAAUAUUAGUUGUUAUACUAUUUUAAAUUGUUGGAAAAAAACUGAUAUUGUGGAAUCUUCACAAUUUUUAGAACUUGAUAAUCCAGAAACACCUUCUUCCAGUAGUACUAUUACUGGAGAAUUAAUUCCACAACAAAAAUAUGAUACUCGAGAAAUUCAAAAUCUGAUUAAUAAAUUACUCUAUAAUUAUAAAGAUAUUAUUGAUACAAAUGAUUAUAUUGAAAUUAAUGAUUCACUUCAAAUUCAAGAUAUCAAUAUAACAAAUGAAGAUAUUAUAGAUUUAAUUCAAAAUGAACCAGAUGAAAAAAUUAAACCAAGAUUAGCUAUUCAAAGUAUUAAUAAUGUUUUAAACUUUAUUGAACAAGAAUCAGAAUUGGAAUUAGAUAAUAGUCAAAUGGAACUUCUUAAUUUCAUUCAACAAAAAUUUUUACAAUAUUUCGUCCCAUUGUUAUUACAAAAAAUUCCUACGCAAUGUCGAAUUUGUCAAGUGAAACGUAAAGUUUAUGCAUUUGAAGUUAAGAAUGGAAGGUGUACCAGGUGCACUAGACAUUAUAAACGGUUUAAAUUAGAAUGGCCGAUUCGUAAAAUGAUCACUAAAAAGAAGAGAGAUAAGGCAAAUUAUGUGGUGAAAACACAACAGUAUUUUAGGUAUACUGAAGAAGGCAGUAUUCAAUGUACCGCGUACGCUUAUGAAUUUCGAAAUGGAAUCAUUCGUUGGGAUGUUCACACCGGUUAUAUUCAUAUGAAUCCUAUAAAACGUAUCUCCGGACAUCCAACUAUGCGUUUGGAAAAACUUAAAUGUUUUCAUUCUAAUUGGAAAAAAGAAAAAAUCGUAAUUCUUGGAGGAAAUAUUGAAUAUCAAGGGACUUGGUAUCCAUUCGAUCAAGGAAAAGCAAUGAUUAAAGAAUUAAUCGGAUUAAAUGAUCCAGGUCUUUAUACUAUAUUCGGUCCUGAAGUUAUUGAUUUAUCUGCAAUAAAAGAAAACACUCAUAAUACUGAAUUAUUAUCAUUCUCUUAUUCAAUGGCUUUAAUUUGUUAG